AUGAAGCAAGAAACCUUCAGUGUACUGCUCCCGCAUUGCGGCCCGCCUACGCACGCUAGCAUCACUCAUUUCCUGUCGACUCUCCUCCCGCCAUGCACAAACGACGUCAACUUUCUUUAUCACACCCCUCGUCACCCUGCCUAUAAUCCAUCUCGCGCAAUCGCCUCCCACGUCGUCCUGAGCGUGGCACCUACGCCGGGCGUGUACGCCGCUCUCAACUCUCCGGAACCCGCCAGCCCGCCUCUCUGCUUCCUCCACCGGCCAUGGCAACUCAACAGGCGCGCCGUCCCCAGGGGCUCGCUCGUCAUUGCCAGCCACACCUCUCUCGACAUGCACCUGACUGUCGGAUGGAACCUCACCCUGGCAGGCCGCCUCGGCCUCCAGACCGAGAGCGCCCUGUGCAUCCAAGGGUACAAAGGAGACCCCCGGCGCAAAAUCGGCCUCGUCGCAAGGGUUCGUCCGGGCGUCGAUCCUUCCCUGGCCAGCCUCACCGACACCGUGAAGCGCGAGUUUGCCGGUGCGGGCGACCUGCAUCUUCCUGCUGGAGCAUCGCUUGGCCCUGGCUCUCGAGUUACAGCCGUCGCCAUCAUGAAUGCCUUCCACCCAGAGGAGAUUGAUCGCGUGAUCUGUGCUGCUAGAGAGGCAAAAUGGAUUGGCGACCACGAGGAUGCUUCGAAUGUGCUCUAUCUGACGGGUGCCGCGCGGGACUAUGGCCUAAAAGCUGCAGCAAUGGCUGGCAUGCCGGCUAUAUGUGUGGGGCACCGUCCUUGCGAAGACUGGGGCGUCAGGUACCUGGCUGAGAUGCUUAAAGAACAGUGGCCUGAACUCACUGUCGAGGAAGUGCUGGAAGAAGAGGAGCAGCGUGCAGCACCCAAGAAAGCGGAACGAGACAUCGAAAGCGUGAACUUGCGUGUCGACUCUUCUACGGGACAGGCUUGA
Molecule: messenger RNA, 939 nt
Organism: Lasiodiplodia theobromae
Lineage: Eukaryota; Fungi; Ascomycota; Dothideomycetes; Botryosphaeriales; Botryosphaeriaceae
Product: Ngg1p interacting factor 3 nif3
Exons: 1
Coding region: 1-939 (312 amino acids)
Source: RefSeq, a predicted model, not a curated record